Molecule: messenger RNA, 1057 nt
Organism: Bursaphelenchus xylophilus (pine wood nematode)
Lineage: Eukaryota; Metazoa; Nematoda; Chromadorea; Rhabditida; Aphelenchoididae
Source: the annotation of a GenBank genome assembly
AUGCCAGGUUCGAUCACAUUGAGUUUGGGAGGAUAUACAAUCGUCUUCGCCCUCACCGUUCUUCUUUUGGUCAGUUUUCUCUAAAUCAAUAUUGAAAAUUCAAGGUCAAUCCUUUUUCAGAUGGCGGUUUUAUUCGGGAUUUUCUUCUAUCGACAAAUACGAAGACUCCGAAACAAUAGUACACACAAGGAAAUCAAUAGCACGGUAGCAAAUGAGCUUAGAAAGGUUAGAUUUUUCUUCUCGAAGUUAUUUAUUCCUUUUUUAAAUCUAGAAGGCCAGAGAGAUCAUAAACAAGAAGGUAGAUGAUGUUUGGGCAUUUAAACUGUCGCACUUUCCACCGCUUACCGAUUGUCUGAUGAUAGCUGAGCGUAAGAAGCUAUUGUUUUUGCAUUUAUCUUUCUUUAGAUGCCAAUGCACCUCAUGUUUGUCGGAUGAUAGCAUUUGAUGAGGUGUUCCGAGAUGUGGAUCGCCAACUCGAGCUCAUCAAUCCGGAAGUUCUAAGGAAGCCGGGUGAAUCGACAUAUUCUUUUCUUACACGGGUUAAAAAGGAGCUAUUUCAAGAUUUGUCGGACUAUUUGAUUGCCAGGAUAGGUUAUCUUCAUGAAUGGUGUAGAUUCAGGACGGAUCAGGCAAGCUAUAAUUAAUUUAAAAAAUACUCUGUAUAAUUUUUUGCUUCUAAAGCAUAAGUUUACAGGAAUUUGGACCUGAACAGCUAUCAGAACUGCGCGAUCUCCUCAAAGAAUUUAUUAGACUGUGAGUCGACAGUUAAUUGCAAAUGUUUGCUUUGUUGAAAUUUCUAAUAUUAAUUCAAGCUUUUUUGAUCUGUGAAGUUAUGGUUUCCUAACGUUUCAGCUUGAACAACAAUCGUGCCACACUAACCUCGCUGAAUCUCGUAAUCUCCAAAAGUCGAUCUCUCGAGAAUAAGCCUCUUUUUAACGACAUAAAUCUCUCUUCAGGAUUCAUUCAGCCAUUAGAACAAAGUAAUCUGAGUAAAUGUCAAGAAGAGAUGCCUCUGCUGGGAGAAUACAAUGCUUUACAGCACAAGAAAAGAUAUUAG